GAAAACCCUUGUUUUGGUCUACGGUUUAAGGUUAGAAGCCGCUGCCGAGGACGAAAAUAGGAAAGACAAAAAAUACGAUAAAAUUACGCAUCUGGAACGGUUUGCGAGUAUCAAGGACGAAGAAGCGUGAACGCAGAGUUUCCACCGGCCCCCUAAAGUAUGGCUGCAGGCGAAGCACAACUGCUCUACGAACUCCGGAACGUGGGGUAUGAGGGGCCCUUUUUGGACCAGAACUACGCUUCCACCGCUAUCCUGGCCGGUACGCAGAGUGGGGAAUUCCAGGACGUGGUGAUAUGGCUCACCGAGGAGAUCCGGGUGCUGGGUAAGCUCGAUGAGCGCAUCUGCAAGAGCGAGGACUCCAGCACCUUCAUCCUGGAGCUGUCCGGCUUUCUGAAGGAACUGCUGUGUCCGUACACGAGCCUCACGUCCGGUCACGUCACGGAUCGAUUGCAAACGCUCGAGGCCAAGCUGCUGCUGCUGGACUACCUCGUGAACGAGCUGAUGGCGCUGAAGAUGCUGGAAGCGUUGAAACCGACAGCCAAGUCCAACGUUAUCACGCUGCAUGAGUCACCGACGGCGGCGGCACUGAAAGAUAUCUGCAUCACGCUCGGUAUGGGCAAACCGCCGAACAACGUGCCACCGAAGAUGCUGUUCGAGAAGAUCAACUCGCACCUGGACGAUGUGCUGCGUUCCGAGGGCGAUAAUCGACUUAGCAAGCCACUGUUCUGUCCCAAGCAACGGCUGACCGCAGAGCAGUGGGCCAAGCUGGAGCGGGUGCAGCGUGAACUGGACGAUGAGUACGAUUUGCGACGCAAGAUGCUGCUCACGCGGUUGGACGUGACGAUUCAGAGCUUCAAGUGGUCGGCCCGUGUCAAGGAUAAGGAGGGCACGAUCGCGGAACGCUACGGCGAGAAGCGAAAGAUUCUGGAUUCCUUGCAGGCAGGUGGUCGGGAUACGGAUAUCGCGGCCUUGUUAGGGGCGCGCGAAACACUGGCCAUCAUAGAGAAGACGAGCAGCGCGGGAGUGAGAAAGAACACGAAGAGCAAAAUUCAACGGCACAUCAUUGGCAUGGUCCCGGAUCGGGGUGGUCGCGCGUAUGAGCAUAAGGCGCCCGCACUGGAGAUGCCAUCCUGGCAGACGCAACGCAACACUGGAGGCGGUGGAGGCGGCCGAGGAGGUGGUGGUCGGGGUGGCUUUGGAGGAAAGGGUCGUGGCGGAGCUAGUGGUACUGAUGGCGGAGGCUUUAAUCAACAGCAGCAGCAGCAGCAACAUUAUUCCAACAAAGGAUUCAAUCAAGGCGGUGGUGGCCAAGGUUAUCAAGGCCAAGGACAAGGAAACAGACGAGGAAGCGGUGGUGGAUUCCACAAUCAGCAAGGAAACAACGGCGCUGGUGGUGCCGGCGGUGGCUUCAACCAGGGUGGGGGUGGCUACAAUCACAAUCGUGGAAGCCGUGUGCAGGGUGGCUGGACACAACCCCAACAAGAUUACAACCACAGCGGUUAUUCCUCAAACUCAAGCCGCAGCAGCUACAGCGGCAACGAACAGCAGCAUCACCAGCAGCAGCAGCAGCAUUAUGGUAACAAUCGUGGAAACUAUGGAGGCGGUGGCGGUGGCUAUGGUGAUCGAGGAUAUAGCGACAACCGCAACAGUUUCGAUAAUAACGAUUACAACAAUCGUGGUGGUGGUGGUGGCGGUGGUGGCGGCGGCGGC
Molecule: messenger RNA, 1710 nt
Organism: Anopheles darlingi
Lineage: Eukaryota; Metazoa; Arthropoda; Insecta; Diptera; Culicidae
Product: protein FAM98B-like
Exons: 3
Cellular component (GO): tRNA-splicing ligase complex
Source: RefSeq, a predicted model, not a curated record